AUGUUGCAUCAUGCAACUUGCGUGUUACCCUACACGAAGUUUGUGGAGUGUAGAGUGGUGCAAACACUGGUCCGUGAGGCCCUCGCCCGCGAAGCUAGUUACUCUGAGCCUAGUUACUCUGUGCUAUUCUCUAGCCUAUGUAUUUACUUUGAUGAUGAUGAUGAUGAUGAUGAUGAUGAUGAUGAUGAUGAUGAUGUUGUUGUUGUUGUUGUUGUUGUUGUUGUUGUUGCCGGUCUUAACUUUAUUGUGAUGUUUGUUGUUGUCGCUGCCGGUCUUAACUUUAUUGUGAGGUUCACUGACACUUACUUUAUCAUCAACGAGUGA
Messenger RNA from Perkinsus marinus ATCC 50983, 324 nucleotides. RefSeq lists its product as hypothetical. The transcript has a single exon. NCBI's taxonomy places the organism in Eukaryota, Perkinsozoa, Perkinsida, Perkinsidae. Bases 1 to 324 code for a protein of 107 amino acids. The record is from RefSeq and is a predicted model, not a curated record.